Messenger RNA from Nothoprocta perdicaria, 2073 nucleotides. RefSeq names its product angiopoietin like 1 (gene ANGPTL1). Gene Ontology annotation, biological process: cell surface receptor protein tyrosine kinase signaling pathway. The record is from RefSeq and is a predicted model, not a curated record. NCBI's taxonomy places the organism in Eukaryota, Metazoa, Chordata, Aves, Tinamiformes, Tinamidae. The transcript has 5 exons. Bases 141 to 1616 code for a protein of 491 amino acids.
GCCACCGCGGCUGCCCACUAGCAGCCCGCGCCGCCGGCGAGCCCACGACGCAGCGGCAAGUUGGCCUCUGCACUUCCACCCGCCCCAGCAGCGAAACAGCCGCGGGACCGUUUCUUCUUGCCUCCUCGUCCUGCUCGAAGAUGCAGCUGUGCGGGUGGACUCUGGGGGUGCUGCUCUUGCUGCUGCUGGCGAGCGGGCGCUGCAGGGGACGCGCGAAGCUCAGAGCGUCCCAGCGGAGACACCCCCGCUCGGCAGGCGCUGGAGGGGAAGGCAAGAAAUGUGGCUACACCUUCUUGGUCCCAGAGCAAAAAAUCACGGGGCCCAUCUGCGUGAACACCAACGGGCCGGGUACCGGCAACAGAAAAGAUGAAGUCACAAGAAUGGACAUAGAGAACCUGAAGGAUGUGCUGUCCAAGCAGAAGCGGGAGAUUGACAUAUUGCAGCUGGUGGUGGACGUGGAUGGAAACAUUGUCAACGAAGUAAAAUUGCUGAGGAAAGAAAGCCGCAACAUGAACUCCCGGGUCACGCAACUCUACAUGCAACUCUUGCACGAGAUAAUUCGGAAGCGCGAUAACUCCCUGGAGCUCUCCCAGCUGGAGAACAAAGUCCUCAACGUUACCACCGAAAUGCUGAAGAUAGCGACAAGAUACAAGGAGCUGGAGGUGAAGUACGCGGCGCUGACGGACGUGGUGAACAACCAGUCGGUGACCAUCUCGCAGCUGGAGGAGCAGUGCCUGCGGCUCUUCUCGCGGCACGACGGCCCCGGCGCGCCGCCGCUCGUGCGCGUGGUGCCGCAGCACAUCCCCAGCGGGCAGCCCUACCCGCCCGUGCUGCCGGGGGGCAACGAGAUACAGCGCGACCCCGGCUACCCCCGCGACAGGGACGCGCGCCCGCCGCCAGAGCCAGCCACCUCGCCCACCAAGAGCCCCGUCCGGCUCCCCCCGCUGGCUUUGAUUAACGAAGGUCCAUUCAAAGACUGUCAACAAGCCAAAGAAGCUGGGUACUCCAACAGCGGGAUUUAUAUGAUCAAACCUGAAAAUAGCAAUGAACCGAUGCAGUUAUGGUGCGAGAACAGCUUGGACCCUGGAGGAUGGGCAGUUAUUCAGAAGAGAACAGACGGAUCUGUCAACUUUUUCAGGAACUGGGACAGUUACAAGAAAGGAUUCGGAAACAUCGAUGGAGAGUACUGGCUGGGACUGGAAAACAUUUACAUGCUUACCAACCAGGACAACUACAGGCUACUGAUUGAGCUGGAAGACUGGAGCAACAAGAAGGUCUAUGCCGAGUACAGCAGCUUCCGCCUGGAGCCCGAGAGCGAGUUCUACCGGCUGCGCCUGGGCACGUACCAGGGAAACGCCGGCGACUCCAUGAUAUGGCACAACGGAAAGCAAUUCACAACACUGGACAGAGACAGGGAUAUGUAUACAGGGAACUGCGCCCACUUCCACAAGGGCGGCUGGUGGUACAACGCGUGCGCCCACUCCAACCUCAACGGCGUGUGGUACAGAGGCGGCCACUACAGGAGCAAGUACCAGGACGGCAUCUUUUGGGCCGAGUACCGGGGAGGCUCCUACUCCUUGAAAGCAGUUCAGAUGAUGAUCAGACCUAUAGACUGAGGAGCAGACUCCCACAGUGCUCCAACCAUCAAACACAAACGUCAAGAGCUUGAGUUUCAGGAAAAAAAAUAAAGUAUUACACUUAAAUCCUUGUUUUGCACAAUCUGCCUCUGCAAAACGCAGCUCUACAGCUAUUCUUGUUGUGUUUCCCCCUCCCCUGUUUUUUAAACCCUUUUUUUACUGUGAGAUGGCAUUUUUAGCGCCUACAGAUUAGAGUAACUCACGGCAGCAGGUGUUUGUGCUGGCAAUGCAUAUUUACCUUCGUUCUAAUCCAACACGCAUUACCUAAACAGUCAUUAAAGCCGGUAAAAAAAAAACACAGGUUAAAAAAACUCUAUGUUUUCUCACUUACAAAGACUAUACUUUUCCAGGUCAAUUCAAGCCUUAGAUAUCGUUAUUUGAAAUGACAUCUUCUUUCUUUAAUGUGAAAAUUCAUUAUUUAACAAUUUACUUUACA